GCUCUUAUUAUGUAAAAAAAUGAGAACCACUGUCUCACAUGUGUUCAUUUUGUAAUUGCUAAUAAAAGAAUGUGAAUAAAUAAAUAAAUUGAAACAAUAUUGUACAGUUUCUUCGUUGGAUACAAUUAUUUUUCUUUAAUUUCGUGAAGAAAUAUAUGAAAUUAUAUUUAUAGGACAUACAAUAUGCCGAAGGGAAAAUCAAAAAAAUUUAUUGAUAAAAAAAAUUCCGUGACAUUUCAAUUGGUGCAUAGAUCGCAGAGAGAUCCAUUAAUUGCCGAUGAUGAUGCUCCUUUACGUAUAUUAAGGCCACUUGUUGAUUCACAAGCGGGAAAACAUUUAAAAAAAGAUAAUGACAAACGUAAAGAGGAACAGGAAAAAUAUGGAAUUCAUUUUGACGAUGAUUAUGAUUAUAUGCAACAUUUACGUAGUAGUAAUAAACAAUCAGUGGAAUGGGAAAAAAUUGAAAAUAGUAAUGAGACAAAAAAAGAAGUUGAAAUAACAAAAUUUAAUUUACCAGCAAAAAUGUUUGAAUCUGCCGAAGAAGAGAAAAUUGGUCUUCUUAAUCGUGCAAUUCCAAAAGGUCUUCAAUUAGAUUUAGAUCCCGAUAUUGUUGCUACAUUUGAAGAUGAUUAUAAACAUGAUGAUCCCGAGGAUUCUGAUUGUGAUUUUGAGGAGGAUUUUAUAACAUUGGCUGGUGGUGUUUUGAAAGAGGGUGAAAUACCCGAGGAAGAUGGUGAAUAUGAUGAAGACGAUGAGGACGAUUACGAUGAGGAAUCAGAUAAUGAUUCAUGCGGUCACAUGGAGAUUUCCGAUGAAGAAGGAGAUGAACUUGGAAGUCUAAAUGGUAGACAAUUUACAUUUAAAGAUGAAGAGACAAAAUCUCGUUUCACUGAAUAUUCAAUGAGCAGCAGUGUUAUCCGACGAAAUAAUCAACUUACAUUACUUGAUGAUCGAUUUGAAAAGAUGUAUGCUGAGUACGAUGAUAGUGAAAUUGGCGCAUUGGAAGGCGAAGAAAUCGAUGGUUCAUGCGAACCAGAUAUGGAUGUGCUUUUAAGACACGUGGAAAAAUUUAAAAACGAUCAAAAACAACUUGAAAAUGAAUCUAAAGAUAUAUCGAAAUUAAUUAAGGAACGUAUGAAAAUAAAUGAUGAUAAAAAUUCAAAUUCCGAAGACGAAACAACUGAUCUCAUGAAACUUACUGUAAAUAAUUCUGAAAAUGAUAAAUGGGAUUGUGAAAGUGUUUUGAGUACAUACAGUAAUAUUUAUAAUCAUCCAAAAUUAAUUGCCGAACCACGUGGUUUGGGAAAAAUAAAAAUUAAUACAAAAACAGGAAUACCCAAAAAUGUAUUGGAUGGUCCAACGGGUAAAUUAACAGCAAAAAGUUUAGCGCAAUUCGAUCGUAUAAAUAAUGAACACGAUACAAUAAUACAUCAGGGAACGAAAUCUAUUGCUGAAACAAUGAAAUCAAUUGUCAGUGAAUUGAGUGUAAGACCAAAAGAUGAGACACCAGAGGAGAGAAAAGAGAGAAAGAAAUCUCUAAAGAAUUAUCGAAGAGAACGACGAAUUGAACGUAAAGCAAAUACAGAAGCAUUUAAAGAUGAAAAGAAACGACAAGAGAAAAUAAUGUUGAAUAACAGAGUAAAUAUUCAGGGAAAUCGUUUAGUGUGAGAUAAUGAAAAUAGUUUUUUUUUUUUUGUUUUUUUUUUUUGUACUUUAUCAAAUAUUUGAUAUUUGAAUAUUUAGAAUAAAUCGAGUAAAUAAAUAUUGAAUUAAAGAUUU
Molecule: messenger RNA, 1779 nt
Organism: Leptopilina boulardi
Lineage: Eukaryota; Metazoa; Arthropoda; Insecta; Hymenoptera; Figitidae
Gene: LTV1
Product: protein LTV1 homolog
Exons: 5
Coding region: 184-1668 (494 amino acids)
Biological process (GO): ribosomal small subunit biogenesis; ribosomal small subunit export from nucleus
Cellular component (GO): cytosol; nucleus; preribosome, small subunit precursor
Source: RefSeq, a predicted model, not a curated record